GUUUCCUUUAGUCAAACGUGAUCGGAAAAUCAAAACAUCUACCGAAAUCUCCCGUGUUAUUCGGAGUUUCUCGGCCACGACCGCCCAAAUUUUCUGUCGCCAAGUGAAAUUUUCAGGCGACAGCCAUGGCGCUGGACCUUCCUGGCCUCGUCGCCGUCGUCGUUGUUCUUCUUCUGUUUCCCAUAUCUCUAGCCGAAGAGGCGGACUCUAUUGAAUCUGUUCCUGAUCUUCAGAAGCUCAUGUACAAGGCUGUUGAUGGUUAUCCUUGUGUACGGUUGCUCAAUCUUUCUGGAGAGAUUGGGUGUUCAAAUCCUGGACCAGACAGGGUGGUUGCUCCAAUCCUAAAAUUUAAGGAUGCUAAAGAUUUGGCUCAGCCUUAUACUGUUUUGGUGACAAUUGACGAGAUGGAAGAUUUCUUUGACAGAGUAUCAAAUGAUUUGGGCUUUGCUAGCAACAUUGGUGGUGUUCUAGUUGAUUCAAGAUCUAGUUCUCAGCAAAAGUCAGGAGGGUUCUCUCCUGAUAAAAAGUUUCCUCAAUCAGAAUUUUCACCCUAUGGCAAUACUGAUUAUGAAUGGAAUCCAACAGGAUUGGGUAUUAUGUGGAGAGCAUACAAUUUUCCUGUGUACCUAUUGUCGGAAAGUGGCAUAUCAACUGUGCAGGAGAUUAUUUCCAAGAAAGUGGAGAAGGAGAAAGCUAAUACCGUUGAUGUGGCCGAAUUCAAUAUGGUUAUGGAGACAACAAAGUCAGGGACACACAAUUCAGAGUCUUGUUUGCGGGAAGGAACUUGUCUUCCACUGGGUGGUUAUAGUGUUUGGUCCUCACUUCCACCAAUUAACGUCUCAUCUGCCAACAAUGGAAAGCCAAUUGUGCUUACUGUAGCCUCUAUGGAUUCUGCAUCAUUUUUCCGUGACAAGAGUUUUGGUGCAGAUUCACCCAUAUCUGGACUGAUAUCACUUCUGGGAGUUGUAGAUGCUCUUUCUCGAGUUGAUGGUUUUAAUAAUCUCAAAAAGCAGCUGGUGUUUUUAGUUUUGACUGGAGAGUCAUGGGGCUAUCUCGGUAGCAGGAGGUUUUUACAUGAACUCGAUUUGCAUUCAGAUGCUAUUUCUGGCCUUAAAAACACUCUAAUUGAGACGGUUCUUGAAGUAGGAUCAGUUGGGAAAGGGCUGAGUCAAGGUGUCAAGACCUUCUUUGCUCACAAAACGAGGGUUUCAUCAGUCACAAAUAUGACACUGGAUGCUUUCAAGCAAGCUCAAGAUUCACUUGCAUCACAGAACAUCAAAAUUCUUUCGGCUGACGCCUCAAACCCGGGAAUACCCCCAUCCUCUAUGAUGACAUUCAUGAGAAAGAAUCCCCAGACUUCGGCUAUUGUACUAGAAGACUUUGAUACCAAGUUCACCAACAAGUUCUACCACAGUCACCUCGAUGACUUGUGUAAGAUCCAUACCCUCGUUCUUUCCUUUUCGAUCCCCGAUCCUGUGAUUGUCGUGCUCUUUUCUAAUGUUGUUCCCUGUAUAACUGAUUUAUAUACAGCAAAUAUCAACUCUUCAGCUGUAGUAGCUGCUGCUUCAGUUGUUGCCCGUACACUUUACCUACUUGCAAGUGACAACAAAGACACAAGCAAUUCUGCAUUGGGGUCCAUCAAUGUCAACGCUUCUCUGGUUGAAGAGCUUAUUUCCUGUCUUUUAACCUGUGAUCCGGGCUUAUCAUGCGACCUCGUGAAUAGUUAUAUCUCACCUUCGAAUACAUGCCCGAGCAACUACGCUGGCGUCAUCCUCGGGGAACCUUCCUCCACGCCUCAACCUGCGUACGUGAGCGAUAUUUCCAGGUUCAUAUGGAACUUUCUGGCCGAUAGAACAUCCGAUCAAAAUGGAAACGCAGCCUCGGCCUGUUCAAAAGGAGUUUGUGAGAACAAAGGUGAAGUCUGCGUCAAAGCAGAGGUCGAGAAGGAGGGAACUUGCGUAAUAUCCACAACCAGAUACGUUCCCGCAUAUUCGACCAGAUUGGAGUACAAGGAUGGAUCGUGGAUGGUUUUGGCCCCGAAUUCAUCAGAUCCAAUGGGAAUGGCUGACCCUGUGUGGACGGAGAGCAAUUGGAACACGAUUGGAGUGAGAGUGUACGAAGUGCAGCAUUCGGGUUACGACAACUUCGUACUGAUCGCAGGUAUCACAGUCACGACUCUGUCUUACGUAGCGAUUGUGGCUGGGAAAGCUUUCAUUACAAAAGCCUUGAAGCGGGACUGAGUUUAUUUAUUGUCGUCCGUCUCCUUCGAUUCACUCUGCUCGAAAGAUUCUUGUCUGGUCAUUACAUAAACCAUCAAAGUAGGUUCAGGAUCUUCAUCGAACACACGUUGUUUCUAAAGUUUGGCAUAACUAAGGACCUGAGAAAAAUGCAACGAAAGAUUUUAUUAUGCAUUACGUAAUA
Messenger RNA from Tarenaya hassleriana, 2421 nucleotides. Its product is annotated as nicastrin. Bases 126 to 2240 code for a protein of 704 amino acids. The transcript is spliced from 15 exons. Lineage: Eukaryota; Viridiplantae; Streptophyta; Magnoliopsida; Brassicales; Cleomaceae. Gene Ontology annotation, cellular component: membrane. Gene Ontology annotation, biological process: protein processing. The record is from RefSeq and is a predicted model, not a curated record.